Alligator sinensis (Chinese alligator) is the source of this 7972-nucleotide messenger RNA. RefSeq names its product sprouty RTK signaling antagonist 1 (gene SPRY1). The coding region runs from base 137 to 1099 and encodes 320 amino acids. The record is from RefSeq and is a predicted model, not a curated record. Lineage: Eukaryota; Metazoa; Chordata; Crocodylia; Alligatoridae. Gene Ontology annotation, biological process: multicellular organism development; negative regulation of MAP kinase activity; animal organ development. The transcript is spliced from 2 exons. Gene Ontology annotation, cellular component: cytosol; membrane.
CCGGCCCCGCUGCUUGGCUUGGAAUUAGCCGCCGCUCGCCUCCAAUGUGCCUUGGGCAGCAGCUUGCCAUCUUUGCGUUAGGAUUUCAGAUGCAUGCCACGUUUCCAUUGAAUGCCAGAAGUGGAGAUCUCUACAGAUGGAGCCCCAAAGUCAACAUGGCAGUGGCGGUUCAUUAGUUGUGACUCAGCAGCCUUCCCUGGACAGCAGGCAAAGGCUGGACUAUGAAAGAGAAACUCAGCCAACAGCUAUCUUGUCACUGGAUCAGAUCAAAGUUAUUAGGGGCAGCAAUGAAUACACUGAAGGUCCAUCUGUGGUGAAGAAGUCUGGUCCACGGACAGCACCAAGACAAGAAAAGCAUGAAAGGACUCAUGAAAUCGUACCAAUUAAUGUGAAUAAUAAUUACGAACCCAGGCCCAGCCAUGUAGGACAUGUGGCACAUCAGCAUAAUGUCAGGGCCCCUGUGCUGAGCAGAUCAACUAGCACUGGGAGUGCAGCUAGUUCUGGAAGCAACAGUAGCGCUUCUUCAGAGCAGGGACUGUUGGGAAGAUCACCCCCAUCCAGGCCGGGUUCAGGCCACAGAUCUGAAAGGACCAUCCGGACACAGCCCAAGCAGUCAUCUUUGAUUGUAGAUGAUCUGAAGGGUCCCUUGAAAGAGGACUUGACACAACACAAGUUUAUCUGCGAACAGUGUGGGAAGUGCAAAUGUGGUGAAUGCACAGCCCCGAGGGCCUUACCAUCUUGCUUGGCCUGCAACAGGCAGUGCUUGUGCUCUGCUGAGAGCAUGGUGGAGUACAGCACCUGCAUGUGCCUGAUCAAAGGGAUUUUCUACCACUGUUCCAAUGAUGAUGAAGGGGACUCAUACGCGGAUAAUCCCUGCUCUUGUUCCCAGUCACAUUGCUGUUCCAGGUACCUGUGCAUGGGAGCAAUGUCCUUGUUUUUGCCUUGCUUGCUGUGCUACCCUCCUGCAAAGGGAUGCCUAAAACUGUGCCGAGGGUGUUAUGACCGGAUCAAUCGUCCAGGUUGCCGAUGUAAGAACUCCAACACUGUCUAUUGUAAACUGGAGAGCUGCCCCUCUCGGGGUCAAGGCAAGCCUUCAUGAUUUUUGGAGGGAGAUUUGAUUUUACUUCCUCAGACUUUUGCUUUCAGGUUGUGGCUGAUUUUGCUCUUUGUUAAUCCUUUAACUUUCCUUCCUUUACCCACUUUACAUACAAGUCCUUUUCUUUGCACCCUCCAUAUCCCUUCUUUGACUCAGACAAGUGUGGUAUAUUUUAUUUAGUCAUUUUCAAUCUUUGGUAAGCAUGGACUAUAUAUUUACACCUAAAUCCUCAGUUUAGCAGGACCUUUUAGGCUUGUUAGUAUAAUCCGCUCAUUAAAGAGACAAGGAGGGCUAAUGGGCUUUUUUUGCAGCCUCUUGCUCUACAGAAAACUUCCCAAAGAUGUCCUUUUUGUUCUCCUCAACUGUGGUUGUUUUGUUUUUGUUUAUUUUUUUGCUUCGGAGGAACAAGUCCAACAUUAUUCCAUGACUGAGCUGGAUUAUGAAACAGUUUAAAAAUAGUCCUGAAGGGGUUGGAACCUUAGAAAAUAUAGGGCUGGAUUUUUUUUGUAUUUAUUUUUUUUUAACCAUUGGUCAAAUAAGCUGCUCUUCCCGACCCUUCUUGGAGUUGUCUCAAUCCAGAGACUUGCCUGGCUUGUGCUUCUUUUUUUUUUUUUUUUUUUUUUUCCCCCCCUUCAAUAUUGCUUCAGUUGUUUUGCUUCACUAUGUAGAUCUUCACAUUGGAGACAUGGCUGCAACUUUUCACUUUUUUUCUCUUGCUUUCAAAUCUGUGAAGGACACCAGCCACUCCAGCCCUUCUCUCAUGUUUGUGCAGUCCAUCAAGAUCGCGUUGAUACUGAAGUUGGAGGAGUUUUGUGUAUCCAAGCAGUCUUCAGGUGUCAUUGAAUUAAGUUGCCUAAAUGUUCUUGGAUCUUUACAAUUUCUGUUACUUCCUUGGUUUAGUGAAUUUAGCUCUGAUCUGUGCUUCAUAACUUUACUCUGUUUUGUGUUUUAUUGCCUUAGCCACAAAUUGUGGUCCCUUUUUGUAUAUUUUAUGUAUAAAACACAAAGUUGAAUCCUGACUAUUUUUAAGACAAAAGUCUGUUAAAACUUUUUUUAUUGUAAAGAAUAUUUAUUAUGUGAAUCUCUAUUAUUUUAUGAUAUUUAUUGCAAAAGACUUUGAAAAUGUACUCAUGUCUGAAUAUAACAAAAUAUCAAUACUUAACGAAAAUAAGGGUGACACGAAGAAAGUACAUAUGUUAACUAUAAUGCAGAAAAUAUAUUAAUUAAUGAAAGUGUCUCUUGAGUUCUUCAUUUUGAUAUACAUGUAGGUUGUAUUAUGAGUUCCAUAUCCAUAUUACUACAUGCUUUGUUAUUUUUAUUUUCAUUAUGCCCUGUGAGGUGGUUGAAUUGCUUCGUAUCAGUGCUGUGCAACCACUAGCAUGUGCUCUACUUUUUAUUUACCUAAUAUUGAGGUUGAAAACUAUUUAUCAAAUGAGUUUUGCUUUGAGAUAUUUAAUAAAAUUGAAUGCAUGCAUUUUGCUUGAUAAUACCAACAGGGUUUAGGCCCAAUUUAUUAACAACAUAUUUCAAAAACCUGUUGUGGAAAAAAAAAAAGAGUAUUUUGUUUUUUUUCCCCCCUACACAAUACCAAAUGAACCUUUCCCUUCUUUUUUUAAAAGAGAAUUUGUUGGUUUCUUAUAGUGUACAGCAACAGAGAUAAUGAAUGUUAAGCUCAAAUCUAAAUAAAAAGCAAGAGGCAAAAGUAUAACGACAACUUUCUCAAGUUGUUGAUGACCAGUUGCUUGGGAAGUCCUUUUUUUUUUCUUUAGGAAUAUUGAUUUCCCAGCCUCAGCUGAACUAAUCUGUUCCUUCUCAUUUAAACUCUCCUGAAAGUGAUCUGUGUAACAGCAAUUUGUUGAAUAUGUUCACAUUUAAAUGAUUGCAAAUAUACUUAGUGCAUUAGGGUGAAUGGGAGAGUCUCCAGCUUCCAUUAGUUUGGUCCCAAGCUGUCUAACAUUAGAAUCUUCUAAAUAACAAUGUAUUGACUUCAUAUUUUUAAGCUGUGAUCUUAAUAAGGAGGUCUAGAGAAAACACAUGAAAAAUGAAAUGGUAAAUUACAAUUCUGAAGAAUUCACCAACAAUGGUAAAUAGGUUCUCAAAUGUUGUCACUUUGCAUGGCUUCAUAAUUCAUUCAACAUCUUAAUAUAUAGAAUAUUUGACUAGGCUGGGAUCUUAUCGUUAAGUGCAUCAGAACUAGUGUAGUAUGUGGUGAUGGUGGUAUUUGACCCCGCAUUAUAAAAAAAGUUUGUGUGAAAAAGGUAUAACAUCUUUAAAAUGUUGAUGUUACAUCUGUUGAAAAAUGGGUAAAGCUUUUAUGACAAAAAGCCAUACUGUGGAACUGUAACUUGCAGCUGUAUACAGGAAUAUAAUACUUUCUGUAAUUUAAAACUGGUAUUCCACUCCUGAGUGCACCAACAUAAUCUCAGCAUUGUAGUUGGAAGUGACAAAAGUUUACAGGCUAAAAUGUCUUAACAGAGGCUUGUCUGGUAACAAUGUAUAAAUAUUUUGCUUCCCAAGAAUUAUUUUUCUUUCCUCACAUGUAAUGGAGCAAAACUUCAGCGGAGAACUUUUUUAAGGAAGAACUUGAUUUUUAUUACUUCCUUUUCGUUGGUAUUUUGGCCUAGCGGCAAGACCAGGGAAACCUCUCAAGACAGUGAAAUCCUUGUCAAACUGUUACCAUUGGUCAGACACAACCACUUACCCGGUUAUGUGCCAACAAUCAAAACGAAAAGACUGAGCCAGCUUUAUUCACAUAACUGGGUGACAGUGUGUGUGUUUGUGUGCAUGUGCAUACAUGCACCAGCUUUGUUCCCUUGUUUUACAUUGAGUUAUGCUUACUCUUAAGAGAUUUUACUUUUUUCAUUAAUCUGUAUCUGAAUCCUGCUUUCCAUAGCUUUUCAUUCCCUAGCUAUGGAUGAUUUUUUUUUAAACAUGCAGCCUGACUGAAAACAAAGGAAUCAUAUAUAUUCUGGCUCCUGAUUAAUCAUACUUUUCAAGUUAUAUAACAUGGUCUAUGAUAACUGUUUUGGCUUCUGGUUUCUUGAAACUUAACAUACUGUCUUGUGACUAUAUGGCAGGAAAAUGCCAAGGAAAACUCUUUCUUAUCUCAUUCAGUUCUUCCAUACUGAAGUUAGAAAAUUUAAACUUCAUUAUAUGUAUACAUGCGGGGCAGUCUUACAGCUGUUAUGUUUCACCAUAGGGCUACACUUAAGUUUGUUUGGGUUUUUUUGACUGUCUAAUUGCCAUAUUUAUUGCAUAGUUCACACAUGUUUGACUUUUUAAUAGUCACUGAGAUCCUUCAGAAUGUAGGGUGGUUGUCUUUUAUACCUCAGAAAGUUGUUACAUCUCAUAACAUGAUAUCUUCUAUAUCUUGAAAGUGAUUCUCAUUAAGUGGGGUGAAGAAACUUCUUCCUUGGAAGUAAAUAUGAGCAAGUAAGCAAAAGCAUGGUAAGUCUUGCAUCCUAAAGGUCCCACAGUUCAAAAACUUAGAUAGAAUGUCUUGUUCAGUCUUACUCUAAAUGUUUAUGCUGAUUGAGAGUUAUAAUUUUUCCACUGGCUAACUAUAAACUGUGUUACAUUCAAAAUAUACUUGUACUGUCAAUAUAUGCAUCACAUAUCAAAACCACUUGCAUAACUUUUUGAGAGAAAGAGAUCAGGUUUGUCAUCUUCUCAUCAUUAAACAGGUACAGAUUUCAGUUCUUCAUCCCAGAUUUUGAUUUGGAAAACUCUUUGGGACACUUUCUACAUAUUUGUACGGCACCUAAGACAGUGGGGCCUCACCUAGUUGUUCCCAAGGUUCUAGUAUAAUAUCAUUAAUAAGUGACAUUAUUAUUAAUAGAAUUAAUAUUCAAGAACACCUAAAUUCCUUUUUGGCAGUAGGCAAGGAUUUCUUAAAGAGAGAACUUUUAUUCAAUUUACUGCAUCUCACAUGAUUUCUGGACUGUCAUGGCUACAUCAUUCUUGGCAGAAUUAAUUUUAAUGUGGAAUAGCAUAGCACAAGACUAUCCUUCAAAUGCCAUGGAGAUUUUAAUUUGAAAAAAAACAGAAAUUACAAUGCUGAUAUACAAUAAAGUAUAAAGUUCAGUUUAUUGACUGAUCUAUUCGUGUUAGUUUGGGUACAUUUAAACAAGACCAUCACCUGGCUGUGAAUAGAAAGGUUCUGAAAUGUGCUGCCUGUGUGAGAGGUGAUUUUUUUUUUUUUUUUUUGUAACAAUUAUAAAAUAAGUGAUUUCUAAAGUUAAAAGAAUGUUGUAAUCAGAUGGUAAAUGAAGAAGUAAGUGGCCUGCUUAGAGGUAUGUCUAGUUAAAGAUAAAAUUUUUCAAAUGGAAAUGGUACCAUUGGAAGAAAUCUUACCAGACACUUGGUGCAUCCAGACGAGUACAGCCGUGUGGUAUGUGGCACCGCAAACAUGUCUGCAGCACCACAUACCCCACAGCCAGCUGUUCUUUAUGCUGCAAGGGUGCGCUAUCCAUGUGUGCGCUGCUCCAUUUUUUUUUUUUUUUCCCCCCUCCCCCCACCCCUACCCUACCAUGGGUUUUUUGACCUCUGGAUAUCCAGGGGGCAAAAAAAAGAAACACAGGGGGAAAAAAAACCCAGAGCAGCGCAUGCACAGGCAGCACGUGACUAAAAAGAGGAGCCGGGCUGUCUGAAGCCAGGCUCCACCCGGCAGGAUGGCCACAGCUGUGGCCCUGGGAGGCCCCCUACCAGCCUCCCUACCACCCCUGGAGUAACUUGCCAUGCACUAACGCGCACAUGGCACAGGUGUUGCCUGGAGACAAGUAGCUGAGGUGCAAGGUGUGUCACUGCUACUUGUCCCUGGGGAACCAAACGUCCAUGCUCAUCUGGAUGCAGCCCUUAAGUCCCAAUUCGUGAUGGCUCUAGCAAAAGAAAAUGACUUACUCUUACGUGUUGUGUAUUGUAAUGUGUGUUGUAAUGACAGGUGAGAGAGGGCAGCCUCUGCCAUGUAGUUAAAAGCUGUUAAGAGGGUUUGAAGUGUGUUAAAUAGGGUUAAAAGAGCCAAGUAACUAUUUUGGAGGGUUUGUGUGGAAAGAUUAUUGGAAGUGUAACUUGGAACCCCCUUUUUUAAGACUGGUUUUUAUCUUGGGAGAAUAUUCAAGUUUCUCCAGUACUUUUAAUCCCAAAUUUGCCAAGACGGUUCUCAGAACGUUGAGGAAUCCUAAGCAGUUGAUGUUAGUUUUCUUCCAACUGGAAUGUUGUGUCAUAGCAGUGAUGGACUUCCCAGAAGAGCAGGAAUAGAACCUCACCUGGUACCACAUGACUGGAUUUAGAAGGUGUUUAUAAAAUGCACAGGUUUAAUUUAACUUUCCUUUUGGAAGAUUCUCUUUAAACCAGUUCUUUUUUUUUCUAGGUGUGGUCAUUUCCUACCCCAAAAGGAAAGAGACAGUGGCAUGGCUUUUCACACUGAGGCUUGAUGGUGGCUGCUUAGCCAUAUUGCCAGUGUUUUUAAGAACUUGAAUAUUUGUUGGGGAGGUUCCACCCAAAAGCAGGCAGUUUACUUGGGGCAACUUCAAAACUGUUUUACCCCACAAAACCUUACUAGUGUGGGGGUUUUUGCAGAGGGAUUGGAACAGCUGUUCCAUAUGGAUCCUUUGUUUGGAAGAGUGAAGCACUAUGAUGUUAACAACUGUGAAUUGUGCACAAAACAGAUGAAACUAUAUGGGAGGACAAAAUUGGUCUCUGGGUGGGGUGGUGACUUUUCUAGGCACCAAUAGCAGAACUGUUGCAGGAUAUACUUUGGCAUUGUUUCAAUGUAAGAAAAUGGCAUACAGACAGAGAGCUAUCAUACUUCCCAUUUUUCCAAAUACGUUGUAUAUCUUUGAAUUACACAUUCUAUGCAAUGAGUUUACUGUUAAAUUAGGAUUUAUUUCCAGGGCAUACGAGAUUAGCAUAAUAAUAAAAAGCCCCACAGAUUCCCUGCAUCCAUUAUUUAACAAUGAUCAUAAAGCUUUUAAACUGAACUUUUUGUUUGUGUAUUUUUACUGGGGUGUUCCAAAAUGAUCUUUGAUUUUUGUAGGUAGCAUUAUUUGGGAAUUGCUAUGGAUAACAAGUGUUGCUUCAGUUUGAUUUCAUGAAUUAACAUGUUGCUUUUAUACACAGAAAUUAUACCUUUGGACACAGGCAUGUCUGCACUGCCUCUGCAUAGUGUCAGGGAGCUCCAUAUUGAUGCCUGCUGUACCUAAUGCAUGUGUGAUACUUCUCAAACUGGAAGUAAUAUAGCUGCCUUAGUCUGCUACUGGGAUCAUGCCAAUAAGUUCUCCCAAGCUUAUGGAGAAUAGUUUUUUUAAAGAAAUACAGCAGUGCACUCAGGUGGAUGGCUACAUUACUCUUAUUUAGUACCCACCCUGCAGAUGCAGGCUCUUUAUGUCCCUCAACAUGGUGCUUUCUGCCUCUGUGUUGAGGUGAUACAUAUAUACCCAUUUUGUCUUUUUCACUUAAGUGUUUUAUUUUUGUUUUGGUUUUUUUGCCUCAAAUAUUAAAAUUUCAUCCGCCACCACCAAGAUCCACGUCUGCAGAGGCUAACUGGGUAUAAACCACAAAAUGGUUCUGUUUCUUGAACUCAAACUACUUUUGGAAUUAACCAGUUUUAUUUUGGUGUCAACUGUUGGUAAUUUAUACCCAUGACAGGUUGGUCUCAUAAUAUUGGUGCAGUGUUAAAGAGUCCGUAAUCCAGAUAGCAAUCCCCUUGUACUGGGCACUGAACAAACACCCAAGGAGAAUCCCUGCCUCAACUAGAUCACAAGAUUUAAAAAAAUGUAAUGAGAUUGCCAUGCUGGCCACUUAGAAAGUUUAAUGUUAGAUUUAAAUAUCAAGGGAGUGAAAGGCCGAACCCAUUGAAGCACACCCCCCCCCCCCCCC